This is a messenger RNA of Aspergillus clavatus NRRL 1, 1314 nucleotides long. RefSeq names its product putative C2H2 finger domain protein. Gene Ontology annotation, cellular component: nucleus. NCBI's taxonomy places the organism in Eukaryota, Fungi, Ascomycota, Eurotiomycetes, Eurotiales, Aspergillaceae. Gene Ontology annotation, molecular function: DNA binding. The transcript is spliced from 3 exons. The coding region runs from base 1 to 1314 and encodes 437 amino acids. The record is from RefSeq and is a predicted model, not a curated record.
AUGGGCAAAAAGAGACGUGGGCCAACGCUCGAUGAGCUCUUGGCUCGUCCAUGGUGUUACUACUGCGAGCGUGAUUUUGAUGACCUCAAAAUCCUCAUAUCCCAUCAGAAGGCGAAGCAUUUCAAAUGCGAGAGGUGUGGACGACGGCUCAACACUGCAGGAGGCUUGUCGGUGCACAUGAGCCAAGUGCACAAGGAGCAGCUUUCAGCAGUCGAUAAUGCGCUUCCCAACCGCUCGGGUCUUGAUGUGGAGAUUUUUGGCAUGGAGGGUGUUCCCGAAGAUGUUGUUCAGUCGCACAACCAGCGCGUCAUUGCCCAAUUUCAGCAGGCGGAGGCCGAACGGCAGGCCGUGACGGGAAACCCUCCUGCGGGAACGACGUCUGGCGGGCAACCGGCGAAGAAGCCCAAGCUUGAAAAUGUGUCUGACUUGAAGAAGCGCUUAGCUGAGCACAAGGCCAAACGUGCUGAGGCUGUUGCUGGAGGAAGCAGCGGAGAGGCGACACCUGUGGGAGCCGGACAGACACAAGCACUGGGUGGCUUUGCCCAAUCCCCCCAGAGCACUGCUGCUCCCACGCCCCAAUUUACGUACUCGCAACCGUACGGAGGCGCCACUUCUCCUUUCCAGCAAUCGGCGAGCCCCGUAUAUCCGAACUUCUCACCAACUGCGCAAGCACCGUAUCCUCCUGUCACACAAUAUCCACCGGCGGGGUACUCUCCGCAGUCGUACCAGGCUGGUACGCCAGCACAACCUACGCCAGUCUACGGAAGCACUCCUCCACCAUUCCCACCCCAGCCACACCAACAAGCUCCUCCCUCGCACAUGCCCCCACAGAUAACCCCAUCGUUUCCACAGCGGCCGGGCAGCUUGCCGGCUGCGCCUAGCCUUCCACAACGGCCUGCUUUUGGGGCCCCACAAGUCAACGCAUACCAGAUGCAACAGAUGCAUAUGGGCCAUCCCAUUCCGUCCGGAGUGCCACCUACAGCCCCGAAUGGUAGUCGAGCAGAAGCUUCAUCGAUCUCAUCCUCGGUUAACGAUCUCGUCUCUGGGGCCGCGAAGGAAGCUGACCAGGCGGCCGCCGCGGCAAAAGCUGGUGCCGGUACUACCGAAGAAAAGCCAUCAAAGAAGGACAAAGGAAAGCCGACACGUUUGGUAUAUUCCGAUAACGACACCAGUCCGGAGGAAAAGAUGGCUAGAUUGCCAAGGUACGCAUUUGUUCCUGACCAUCGAGGAGAGACGACUCUUGGAGAGCUCCCUGGUUCUGUAGUAGUGGGUACCAUCCGGGACUCGGACACGAUCUUCGAUCCUGCGCAAUAA